Chiroxiphia lanceolata (lance-tailed manakin) is the source of this 1398-nucleotide messenger RNA. RefSeq names its product zinc finger protein 250-like. Gene Ontology annotation, molecular function: RNA polymerase II cis-regulatory region sequence-specific DNA binding; DNA-binding transcription factor activity, RNA polymerase II-specific. Lineage: Eukaryota; Metazoa; Chordata; Aves; Passeriformes; Pipridae. Gene Ontology annotation, biological process: regulation of transcription by RNA polymerase II. The record is from RefSeq and is a predicted model, not a curated record. The transcript has 3 exons. The coding region runs from base 1 to 1158 and encodes 385 amino acids.
AUGCCCAGCGACAGAAGCUUGAGGGGGAGCUCUGACCUGGUGAUCCCUGAGCAGCGUCCAAGCAGGGAGAAGCCCUUCAGGUGCUUGGAAUGUGGGAAGAGCUUCAGGAAGAGCACUGAACUCCUCAAGCACCAGCACAUCCACACUGGGGAACGUCCCUACACGUGUGUGAAAUGUGGGAAGAGCUUCAGGCAGAGCUCCAUCCUCUGCGCCCACCGUCGCAUCCACACUGGAGAACGGCCCUACAAGUGCUUGAAAUGUGGGAAGAGGUUUCGGACCAGCUCAGAUCUCCUCAGGCAUGAGCGGACACACACGGAUGAGAGACCCUUCCGCUGCACCGACUGCGGGAAGGGCUUCAAGCAGAACUCCCACCUUGUCACCCACCGGCGCAUUCACACUGGGGAGAGGCCCUACAAGUGCUUGGAAUGUGGGAAGAGCUUCGGGUCAAGCACCCACCUCCUCACCCACCAGCACAUCCACACUGGGGAACGGCCCUACACAUGUGGGGAAUGUGGGAAGAGCUUCAGGGACAGCUCCACCCUGAUCCGACACCAGCACAUCCACACUGGGGAACGGCCUUACCCGUGUGGGGAAUGUGGGAAGAGCUUCAAGGACAGCUCCAGCCUGAGCCAACACCAGAUGAUCCACACUGGGGAACAGCCCUACACUUGUGGGGAAUGUGGGAAGGGCUUCAGGAAGAACUCCCACCUGAUCCGACACCAGCACAUCCACACUGGGGAACGGCCUUACCCGUGUGGGGAAUGUGGGAAGAGCUUCAACCAAAACUCCCACCUCCGCAAACACCAGCACAUCCACACUGGGGAACGACCAUAUGAGUGUGUGGAAUGUGGGAAGAGCUUCAAGGACAGCUCCACCCUGAUCCGACACCAGCACAUCCACACUGGGGAACGGCCCUACAAGUGCUUGGAAUGUGGGAAGAGGUUUCUGACCAGCUCAGAUCUCCUUGUGCACCAGCGGACACACACGGAUGAGAGACCCUUCCGCUGCACCGACUGCGGGAAGGGCUUCAACCGGAACGGCCACCUCAUCAAUCACUGGCGCAUCCACACUGGGGAGAGGCACUACAAGUGUGGGGAGUGUGGGAAGAGCUUCACCGAGAGCUCUACCUUGACCAAACACCAACGGACCCACCGGUAAGGGAAGCCCUGUGAGUGCCCCGACUGCGGGAAGAGUUUUGGCCGUAGGACUGACAUGCAAAAAAGGUUUCAAAAGGUCUUCACGAUUUUGAGUAUCUGCACUCCAACAUCAGUUUAUUCUUUUGAAUAUGUGUAAGUUUAACGUCAUUUUAGUCUGAAAGCCAAAUUCACCACUACCCCGUUCCCUGAUAACCGUGGGCUGGUUCUGACAAGUGAGGCAGAAAUUACCCCCUGCCCAGCA